Molecule: messenger RNA, 2439 nt
Organism: Alternaria atra
Lineage: Eukaryota; Fungi; Ascomycota; Dothideomycetes; Pleosporales; Pleosporaceae
Exons: 1
Coding region: 1-2439 (812 amino acids)
Biological process (GO): rRNA processing
Cellular component (GO): nucleus
Source: RefSeq, a predicted model, not a curated record
AUGGCGCCCAUUACAACCGAGUUGUCGACGCUGCGUGCGCUCAGUUUCCGCAUCUCGUCCACACCAACGUCCCAGCUUCCUCAACACGUGCCUGCCAUAGCUGCAUCAUUAGCCAAUUGCAGAACUCUACUCUCCUCAGCUCAGGCCUCAGGUACUAAAGCGACAUCCUCGGAAGCAUCCGUCGCCAUACACAAGUUCCGGACUCUACUUUCCACCUUGCUCCAAGAUCGGACUCCCCAAGGAAGAUGGUGUGCUAUAGUGCUGAUCAAGGCAACGAUUGAAGUCGGGGGUUGGGAGACUCUACAGAAGAGUUUGCCGUGGGUGCGCGGUCUUCUUGGCUUCUUAAACAAGCCAGAUUCGCCAUCAUCCAAGAAGUUAUGCAUCAUCACCUUGACGCGCAUCUUCCUUCUGACCAGGGAAUAUCCGACGUUGAUCCGCGAAAUCACUACUCCAUCGUUAUCACCUUUCGUGCAGACCUGCCUACAAAUAGCAAAUGCUAAGACUACCCCCGUCGGACUGUUGCAGAUCAUUCUGGAGAGCUUCAACGAGCUACUGCCACGACAUCCUACCAUCUUCCGGUCAUAUCUCAAGCAACUUUACCCGCUUCUGGGACGUCUCGUCGCGCCCACCCCAUCUGACAAGACCAGUCAAGAGCAGCAAACUGGAGCGAGACAUGGUACUUGUUCCGACAUCGCGGCUGCGGCGCGCCAGCUUUACGUACAACUGCCGUGCUGUGCACCGAAAGGGGCUUCGAGCGAAGAGUGGACGAAAGCCAUCAAGAACAUCACAAACGUCACCCAUCAAGCAUCAGACCGUGUUUUCCGCGCUGUGGUAGAGGACUGGCAAUCUGCGGCGCGUGAAGCGCCUCUGUCCAAUGGCCAUACGUUGGAUGAUGAGGUCCAAGACCUAGAGCCUAGCUCAGACCUCUCAUCUUGGUCAGGAAUCUUUGCUGGUGGCGAACGGUUGACAGGCCUUCUCUAUGUCAUCAAGGAGUACCUUGAGAGCCCCACGGCAAACACUGUGUAUCUCAACGUUGGCACAAUCGUCGACUUGAUUUCAAGGAUGCUUUCUCUUACGAUUCCUGCAUCCGCAAGCAAGAAUUUCCAAAACACCGUGCGCCUGAACGCUCAAGUCAGCAAGGAAGAACGCGAGUGUCUUUGGUUGCUGCUGCCAGAUGUGCACGUUGCCGCUAUUGAGGUGCUUCUUGCAUUGGCCCACCGAACCCAGACCAGCACCUUGGCGUUGGACCCUAUCAUCAUCGAUCAACUUGUAUGGGUGUUUAGCGCGGAGAAGGAGACUUCCCAGAUCAGAACCGCAUGCUACACGGCCAUUGAUGCUCUAGUGAAGAGAUCAGGUGUCGCUUUACACAAGGCUACUAUCGACUCACUCGUACCUCUCAUCCGCGCUUGCUGCGACGACCUGCUACCAUCCGAGAUUGCAACGCCUUCAACCCAACAGACCCCGGGCCAAGCCAAGGCGAAUGGCAACAGUCAGCCUCAGACGACUGCGAAUGCCGAUAGCUUCCUUGGUGCUGCGAAGAACACCGGUGGACCGAAUGCUGGAUUUACUGGUCUCAAACAAGCAGCCCACCAUUUGCUUCCCGUUUUGCUCUCGAACAUCCCGGCUCAAUACUUGUCCGACUCGAUGCGAGCUCGCCUAGAUCGCACCGCCAUUCUCACUCAGCACAAGGAGGCUAUGGUAGCUAGCGUGCUAAACCCGCCACCAAGCAAGAAGUUUGGAAAGCCUGCAGCAAGCAUUCUACCACUCAUGGCGCGGUCGUUCUCUGCCGAGAAGGAUGUGGAAGGCAUUCUCCGACCAAGGAUGCCAGUAAUCCGUUUGGGUGGUAAAGACGUGGAGAUGGAAGACGCGAAUGACGAGGACGAAGAGAUGGAGGUCGAAGAAGAGCAAGCGGAGGAAGAAGAGCCGCAAGCUUUGGAGCAGGCGGAUGAUCACUUUGCUGGACAAGAGUUAGACAAUCUGUUGGAAACAGCUGGCCAGCCGGAUACGGUAGCGAAGGACUUUGCUAUGGGAGACGCGCCAACACCGAGCAAGCCUGCCGAAUCCACUCCACGAUCGGUUCGUAAGGGCACACUUGCGCAACGUCCUAAUAUCUCCGAACCUACGGCAUUCAGCGAUACCAAGCGACCGAUAGGCGAAGAUGGACCUCUUUCACCCUCUAAGCGAGCGAGAACCAGCGAAGACGAACAGCGCACAACACACCCAAUACCUCCUGUGUCAACGUUCACAACUUCAUCAAGCGAAUCUACUGCCGAUACUACCAUACCCGCUACCUCGGAUUUUGCCGUUACCAGCACCGCCUCGGCUGUCCCCGAUCUUCCCGAACCAGGUCAAGAAAGCGUUGACGACGACAACGACGAUAGCGACGAUGACAAGAUAUCUCUGGUACUUGGACAAGACACUGACGAUGACUCGGAUUAG